Helicoverpa zea (corn earworm) is the source of this 441-nucleotide messenger RNA. RefSeq lists its product as uncharacterized. The record is from RefSeq and is a predicted model, not a curated record. Bases 111 to 341 code for a protein of 76 amino acids. Lineage: Eukaryota; Metazoa; Arthropoda; Insecta; Lepidoptera; Noctuidae. The transcript is spliced from 3 exons.
UGACCAGUAGUAACUUUGAGUUCUACUCUAUUGCUGUCGAUUUUCUGUCGCAAAAAGGUUAGGAUUCUUUUAUUUUAUUAGACAAAAAUAAUCGAUAGCCGAGCAUCACGAUGUCGGACUCCGCGGGUCGCCCCAUGAAAUUCCCCUACACUUUCAGCGCUAAGCUGGCGCAGUUCCCCUUGAAGUUCUACAUUCAGAACCAAUGGAUCUGGAAAUACUGGGCUAUCGGUAUCGUGGUCUCCCUUCCCGUCUUCUACAAGAUCAACAAACUGGCUAACUCCCCUGGCAACGUAGCCAAAUGGGCAGAGAUCAGGAGGAAGGAGGCUGCUGAGCACCACUGAAUGAAUAUAUUCUGUCUAUACCAAUAGUACUGGGUUAUAAGAAAACCGAUUUGUGUGAUUUAUUUAUGUUGUAAGCGAAUAUUAAAUCAUGUAAUAGUUA